GAGAGAGAGAGAGAGAGAAAAGACCGAACUAGUCGCCGCUGUGCUCCAGAAUAGGACGCGCUCGAGCCGCACCAAGGCAGACAAUAGCCGCGGAACCGACCGGGUGAACAUCUUCGUGUCUGUGGGGAGAAUCGGACAGUCAACCAUCCACGAUCCGCUUUAUGGUUUCUCACGAAGAAUCCAUUCGGAUUAAUCCCAUCAUUUGCCACUCAUGCUGAUCGGACAGUCAGACACUUGCUGAUCCACAUUGACCACAAACUAGGAUUAACCUCUCGCCAUUGUUUCUGCCCGUUGAACAGGAUUAGCAAAUCAAUGUGUCAGAUCGUCCACGCAAGCGCCAUGAGCGGGCUUCUCAAGAGGAAGUUCCAGGAGGUGGGCGAGGACCUGUGCUACUCGUCGCCCUCCUCGCUCUCGUCCGCCUGCUCCGCCUGGGACUCGGAGGGCGAGAGCUGCUACUCGGACACCCUAGAUUCCACCCCUAGCAACCCCGGCUCCCCGGCAACGCAUUCCAACAUGACGUCCAUCCUCAAGAAAUCCAAGCGGGCGCGACGGAGCAAUGUCACCUUUGACCAGGUGACGGUCUUCUUCUUCCCGCGGUGCCAGGGCUUCACCAGCGUACCCAGCCGAGGGGGGUGCACCCUGGGCAUGACGCCCCGGCACAGCGCGCACCGCACGUACACGCUGACCGAGUUCGCCGCCGAGCAGCGGUUGCUGCGCCGGGAAAAACUGCUCAACCGGCUACGGGAGGAGAAGCUGGGGGCUCUUAAAUUAAAGUUGACCAAGAACGGAACCCAAGACAGCGAAGAGGCCGAGCGGCUGACGGUGGACGACAUCCCCGAGCGGGAUGUGGACGUGAGCAGCGCCAACCUGGAGGAGGGCUCGUUCCUCCAGCCGUACCCAUCCAAGCAGCGCUACGCUCUGCUGAAAGCCGCCGGCGUUAAGAAGGUCGACAAGGAGGAGAAGAGACAGCUGCACGAGCUGCGGAUCUCCAGGGAGCGUUGCGGCUGCGACUGUCAAGGCUUCUGCGAGCCCGAAACGUGCGGCUGCAGCUUGGCUGGCAUCAAGUGUCAGAUGGACCAUUCGUCGUUCCCGUGUGGCUGCACCAAGGACGGCUGCGGCAACACGCAAGGCCGCAUUGAGUUCAACUCCACCCGGGUGCAGACGCACUACAUCCACACCAUCAUGAAGCUGGAGCUGGAGAAGCGACUGGAGGAGCAGUCCGGAGGCGAGGAGGCAGCGGUAGCGACGACAGAUGCCAUGGCCGCUCCCCCCGCUCGCUCCUUCCCCUUUGGCUCGGAGCUGGCGUCCGCCGGCGACAACAGCUGCAGCAGCGACAUGACGGACUUGUCGGACUCGUCCGGCCACAGCGACGACUCCGAGGGUGGCGGGAGACCGUGCGGGCGGCGCACUCCGCUGGAUGUGGACGAGAAAGGCCUGAGCCGCAUCCUCAGCUUCAACGAGGCUGGGAACGGGGACGCCGCCGAGAAGGACUCGUGUCCCCGGCAGACGGCCACGACGGCUGAGACCUUCGGCAGCUUCAGCAUGGCGGACUUUGCCGACGAGAACGACAACGCGGCGCCGUUGGUCAAUCGGACCGGGUCAGAACUUUUGGACGAGAACGCUAACCAGGGCAACGGACUCUUCAACUGCGGCGGUGUCCCUCACACGCCCUCGCCGACCGUGGACCGCUCGGCUAGCUACAACAUGGACCUGAGCCUGUCCUCCGAGUCGGACCUGGAGUUCUUCGACGGGUUCCCCUGCCUCGGCCCCAGCUCGCUCUACAACUCGCUUAAGGAGUACGAGCACAUGGACAACUUUUUCCACUUUCAGCUGCCGAGCUACCCGAGCCUGCCAGCGUCCGGCGAUCCGGGCACCUGCCUUCUAGAGUCCCUCAUCGGCCUCUCGGAGUCCGUCCCCGAGCCGCCUCCCGCCUUUACGGACAAUCAGAUGUUGGAGGAAGCCAUCAAGUUGUCUGUAAUGGAGUCCGUCAAAGUUUGACAUACAAAAAGCUUGGGCUGUGCUGAACCAGAACAUUGUAAUGGUUCUAGAGCCAUUUGGGUUCACUCCAAAGCCCAAUAUCCAAAACUUAGUGUCAAAUUUGGAGGAAGACGCUUGGUCGGACACGUCGGAAUUUGGAGGAUGCCGUGAUCUCCUUCUUAACCUAAAGUCCAAAGUCGCCUUUGGGCGCUGGCGUGAAGGCCCGCCGACACCAAAACACACUGAGAGAACUCUCAACCAAACCCACGAACGGGAACCGGAAGGAGCUGUAACAACACAGCCGAAUGUGCACCUCAGGGAUUCUUUUGUUCUGGCUUUUCGGAGGCCAUCGCUGCGACGGUUUUUGCCUUUCUCGGACCCCGUCAAAUUUUUUGCGUGGAAUCACGAAGUUAGCGGACUCCCGAGAGGUUCGCAUGGUACCAGAAAAUGGAAAAGAAAAAAAAUCCCGCUCGAUCAGCACUUUAUCAAAGGCAUCGUUUUGGUCGCGUGGGGUUCAACUGUUAAAUUAUCGACUCUUGGCUUAAACGAUUUCAAAGCUGUACUGUUUUUUUUUUUUGCCUUUUAUCAUAAGUUAUUUCCUGCAAGGAUUCAUAUUUAUUUUUCACUCGAGAAGCACUGUGCUUUCCUUUCGUUCACAACCGUCAAGUGCAAUCGUCCUCAUUCACAUUUUUUUUUUUUUAAGGAAUCCUUAUCGCAAAAAAAAGGCCAUCAGAAAAAUAUUUAAUAUCUAUUUGCUGAUUAACUUAUUAUCUCAACGGUUAUUUAAUUCUUUUGGCAAUAAAAAUUGAGCUGUGGAAGCCGAGCAAGAAAACUGUCAAAUGUCCCUUUAAAAAGAAAUCUCUAAAUUAUGGCAUUUAUUAUAUUUCUCCCUAUGUCAUGUAACCAUAGAGAGAGAAAAUGACUAAUAUUUUGUAACUAAUUUAUGUAGAUUGACAAAAAGAGAAUUCUAAUGACACUGACAAAUUGACUAUUUUAUUAAGCAGAAACAUUUUCAAUGGGGGUGGGGGGGACAACCUUUAUGGUAUAGAAAACUAUAUUACAUUUAUGGUGUGAAAUAUUUUUCACGGGCAGUUUUCGACUAUGUGCCACUCAAAACGGAUCUGAUUUGAUUGUAUUCUGAAUUUUCCUCGGAAGUCUGUGACUCGGGUCACAACGUGUUUUAUCCAUUUGAAAACGGGGUUUGCCGGAUAAAAAUUGCAUAUAUUAUACGAUUUUUAUCGUGUUCGCAGAACCCCCAUUGCGAAGAAGUUGCCUCGUUUUAAAGGAGACGUUUUAUGCAGAAGGACGCAGUCAGACAUGUUUUCAGAAAUUUCGCAGAUGGCAAAAUAUUUGCUCGGUUUAAUGUCACAACGCGUUAAGCAUGCCAGAGACUUAUUUCUCGACAAUUCUACAAUAUGUCACCUUUCAAAUACUGUUCAACAGUGAGGAAGGCUUAAUCUGAUAGGGGGCGCUAGAUAGCCAAUGUACAUAUCUCACUUAUGUUCUGCAGCUUUUUCGGGACCCCUCUUGAGCAGGCGGGGUGGGGAACCCGGGGCAUACGCCAGAACAUUUUGUGGCAGCGGCCCAACCAUGCAUUAUUUUUCCAAAAGCUUCCCCAGCCCUGUUUUCCAACGUAAUGCAUGUUGGUUCCCUGCUCGUUGAAAGCUGAAGUCUCAAUGUAUACUUUUUGAAAGGUGCAGCACAUUGGAAGUGUAUCUGCUUUUUGCCUUCUUUUUUGAUUUAUUUAAAAAUCCAUCCAUGCCAAGCGGAGUUGUACAAAAACAUGAAGAAAUGACAACAGUGAGUGUUUAUUGACGUCAUGUAUUAAUUAACCGUACUGCCCCCCCCCCCCCUCCCUCUUUUUCCACUUCAAGGAACGUGUCUUACAUUUUUUUGAUACAUUUUUUGGACCUUUUUUUUCUCUGUACAUAUUUCUGCUUCAACGCUCCCGCAGAGCAAACAAAAGCUGCUUUAUUUUUUACAUGCUUUCACUUAAACCUGUCUUUUCAUCCAAGCCAUUUUGACAGCCUGUCCCUCGAUAUAAUAAAAUGUUUUCUAAACUCUUGA
Molecule: messenger RNA, 4044 nt
Organism: Syngnathus acus (greater pipefish)
Lineage: Eukaryota; Metazoa; Chordata; Actinopteri; Syngnathiformes; Syngnathidae
Gene: csrnp1b
Product: cysteine-serine-rich nuclear protein 1b
Exons: 6
Coding region: 313-1998 (561 amino acids)
Biological process (GO): regulation of transcription by RNA polymerase II
Cellular component (GO): nucleus
Molecular function (GO): sequence-specific DNA binding; DNA-binding transcription factor activity, RNA polymerase II-specific
Source: RefSeq, a predicted model, not a curated record